Acanthoscelides obtectus is the source of this 707-nucleotide messenger RNA. Lineage: Eukaryota; Metazoa; Arthropoda; Insecta; Coleoptera; Chrysomelidae. The record is from the annotation of a GenBank genome assembly.
AUGAAAGCAAAAACUGACAUAUAGAUAUCAGGUACUUCUCAAAUUAGCGUGAUUUCAAGUUCAAGGAGCGCCAAUUUGGAACAUGUAGUUUUUGACUAUUUCCAGCGUUCUGUCCUUCCGCACAUAGAGACGAUUUAUCACUCACGAACCUUUUUUGAGGAUGAAAUAUGUAAGUAUUUUGACGUUAAGAUCAAUAAUUUCAGGAAAAAAACUAUAGAAGGGCAGAAUGUGCGUGGACUUCUGUAUAGAUCCAAUAUCGUCCUCUGUGGGUAUUUGUAAGAUACCAGAAAUCGUGCUGACCCUUGUAAUUGUUAUACUUACUGGACGAGCAGAAGAGUCAUGGAUCUUGGAUAUAGAGUUCUCUGUUGGAGUGCAGGGUCUGGUGAUAUCGAUAUUCCUGCUCAACUUUAUAGUGAUGACACGAGGUGCAAUCCGAGGUAGCAAAACUAACAAGACGCAGUGGCCUAUAUUGGUUUUCGUAUCUGCGAUGUGUCUACCAUCGGGAGUUGCCACAGUUAUCUAUUCAGACCAUCACCUUUCCCACAAGCUACAACUUGCAGGAAUAUGCAGCUGCGUUGCUUCAAUUAUUUAUGCUGCAGAUGCGUACCUGUGUUUUAAUUGGAGCAGAUAGAUGUGUAACAGUAAAAUUUAAUUAUUUAUUGAUCAACAGUUCAUAAAAAUAUACGUAUUACAUGGAUAACUGUAGC